This is a messenger RNA of Salvia hispanica, 514 nucleotides long. Its product is annotated as cytochrome b5-like. Lineage: Eukaryota; Viridiplantae; Streptophyta; Magnoliopsida; Lamiales; Lamiaceae. Gene Ontology annotation, molecular function: heme binding. Gene Ontology annotation, cellular component: membrane; intracellular membrane-bounded organelle. The record is from RefSeq and is a predicted model, not a curated record.
CUUCAAUGGCUAAGGUUUACACUCUAGCUGAGGUUUCAGAGCACAACAACAGCAAGGAUUGCUGGCUUGUCAUUGGAGGAAAGGUCUACGACGUCACCAAUUUCUUGGAUGAUCAUCCCGGUGGCGACGACAUUUUAAUAAACGCGACAGGGAAGGAUGCAACCGAGGAUUUUGAUGAUAUCGGGCACAGCCCCAGCGCUCUGACGAAGUUGGAAGAGUUCCUCGUUGGUGAGAUUGACGUGUCAACAAUCCCCCCCAAGAAGGCGUACGCCCCUCCCAAGCAGCCUCAUCACAAUCAGGACAAGACGCCAGAGUUCAUCGUCAAGCUCCUACAGUUCUUAGUCCCUUUGGUCAUCUUGGGCUUGGCCGUUGGCCUCCGUUUAUACGCCAAAUCCGAGGCCUAGGUUUUAUGUAAUCUUGAGAGAGGGGUGUUUGCUUUGUGGUGAUUGAGGGGAAUGUUUGUUCUAUGCCAAAGUUUAUUCUUGAAGGAACUCAAUUCUUGUUUUCUUCAAAA